This is a messenger RNA of Cetraspora pellucida, 651 nucleotides long. Lineage: Eukaryota; Fungi; Glomeromycota; Glomeromycetes; Diversisporales; Gigasporaceae. The record is from the annotation of a GenBank genome assembly.
AUGACUCGAAUUACUCGCUCUCAAAAGAUUGACCCUAACGGAGAUACCAUCCAUUAUCUUCAAGAACAUAUAAAAUAUUUAAACCGACAAAUUAGAAGAUGUAGUAAGGAAUCUCAUAUCAAUCUUUUAAACCAAGAAAUACAACGAACCCAAAAUCUUAAAGAGAAAUUAAGACUAAAGGAGAUUACCAUUGAAAAAGCCAAUCAAGAGUUAGACAAACUACGGGAAGAAGUAAAAUUGCUUAAAGAAAUAAUCGACCAAAAAAAUGAAACUAUAAACAAUUUACGAGAAGAAAACGAAGCCUUACGAAGUACAAACGAAGAAACUCAAGCUACAAACAUUCAACUUGUUGCCCAAAUCGAACACUUUCGUGAUAGAAAUAAUAGCCUCCGCCAAGAACUCCAUUCAAAUUGCAACAAUUUUAUAUUAAGCCAACAAAAACACAUAGAAGACUUACAAAGAACAAUAAGGGUGAAAGAAGAAUCAGACCAUGAAUUUUGUAAUCAAAGAAUAAAUCGUUUAGAAAAUAGAAUAUCCUACUUUGACGAUCGGGAAAGACAGCGUGCACAGGGUAUUGAACUGCCACCAUAUUUUGCUAGAAGUGAUGCUUUCCUCGGUGAACAAGAGUUUGAUCAACAGUUUAAUCAUUAA